AUGGUCGGUAUUUUCGAAGGUGGCAGCACAGAGAAUAACUUAUGGACGCUGAGAAUGAUGUCUUACCUCGCUAUCAGCCCCUCAGCCAAACUUCGCGUCUUACCUGCAGAGAAAAUACAACUGUUAGAAUUCCAGAACUCAACAUCUGUCGACGCAUUAAAUAUAACAAAGGAGGGAAAAGAAGGGAGGAUGGUUGAUGAAGGCCGCACAAUGCCUUUGAAGAUUGAAAUCGAUCCACAAAGUGGGACCACUUUAACUGUCUGUCGUCUGAGGACUGCAAACGAGCUUCGAGUAUUUCGGAGAGUAUUUGCGGAGAACAAGAACGUUGGCUCCUGGUUAUUACUGGCAGACGUGGAGCAAUUACAACAGAGAUUAAAUGAGGUUUACUUACCAAUGGACAACCAGAUAGUCCUGGCUACGUAUACUAAAGACGGAAAAAUAGUGAACUUCUGGGAAAGCUUUCAAGUCACGGAAAAUUUGCCUCAAAGUCGACAGAUCAUAGGACAGUGGUGGAGGAAAGAAGCGCUGCCUGAAACCUGGAGACACGAACAAUCCUUCCAGUCACGUUUCAAUGAGGGUCUGGAAUGGCAUCGAAAACAAAAAGCUCCACCCACAAAUGCCAAUUCGAAGCUGAAGGUUUUAAAGUUCGGCGCCAUCACAUUAUCUUUGCCAUCUGAAGAGAGGAUGAAACGGCGUCGGGAUCUCUCGGGUCUGCAUCUUGCAUGCGUCACCAUACAGUCAUAUCCUUUAACAAUCCUCCAUCAUCAACGGGACGGUUCGAUGAGAGCGAGCGGCGUGCUUCACUCUUUGAUGGAGACACUCGCCACACUUUUGAACUUCACUUGUCACGAAGUGGCUGACAAGCAGUGGGGCGCCUUUUCAAACGGCGAUUGGACGGGCAUGAUAGGAGAGGUGCUCUACGGGAAAGCCGACAUCGCGGUUGCUCCCUUGGACAUCACUCUCCUCCGAAGUCAAGCAGUGGACUUCAUAAUGCCUUUAGUUGAUUCGAGGUACAAAAUGAUAAUGAAGCGGCCCAACGCACAAGACGUCGUCUGGACGGCAUACACGAGACCCUUCCCUGCCGUCAUCUGGUCGUGCGUGGUGGCCAUGGCGGCGGUUAUGACGGUCCUCCUCUUCUUGGCCAAGGAAAGCAAGGACCGCCGUUGUCACUUCUCCAUUCUGGACGCUUUCACGGCCAUUGUCCGAUACGGCUGCGGCCAAGGAAACGACCUCCAGCUGCGCCAUACUUCCGAGCGACUCGUAGCGUUUCUGGCGCAGAUGUUCUUCAAGUUCCUCGGGGCCUUUUACACCAGUUUCUUGGUCUCCAGCUUGGCUGCCGGUCUGCCUGACCCAAAAUUAGUCUCUCUGCAAGAUGUGCUUCAGGCUUCUAUGACACUGGGACUAGUGGAAGGAACGGCUCCCGUAGAAUACUUCAAGGAUUCGCCAAACCAUCUUCACCAGAAAGUAUGGCAAUCGCUCCAAAGGAACAACUACGCUGCUAUUUCUCAAGACCUCGAAACGGCCAUGCGGAGAACCAGAAGCGAGCCUUACGUCUUGAUGGAAUGGGAGAUGCACCUCAAGUUCAAGUACGAGGCCGACUGCCAGUCGUUCAUCCUUCCGACCUCCUACUUCCAAUCGAAGUCUUCCAUUGCCCUCAAGAAAGGUUCGCCUUACGCUCCACUUCUCAAUUCUGCAAUCCUAGAAAUGCUGGAAUCGGGCUUCCUGGUGAAAUGGUGGCGAGAGAAGAAGCAGCCGAGGCCAGACAACUGCCGAGUGGAGAUCCAACCGGUGGAGUUCGAAACGAUAACCAGCCUGAUGACGCUGCUCAUGGCUGCCAUCCUGACUUCGAUCCUCUUCAUGCCGCUGGAAAUGCUGUGGUCGCACUGCUUCGCAAAAGUGAUUCGAAAGAGAGGGAUGUCGAAGACAAAUCUCUGCUAG
Messenger RNA from Macrobrachium nipponense, 1938 nucleotides. RefSeq names its product probable glutamate receptor. Gene Ontology annotation, cellular component: membrane. Gene Ontology annotation, molecular function: ligand-gated monoatomic ion channel activity. The record is from RefSeq and is a predicted model, not a curated record. Bases 1 to 1938 code for a protein of 645 amino acids. Lineage: Eukaryota; Metazoa; Arthropoda; Malacostraca; Decapoda; Palaemonidae. The transcript is spliced from 9 exons.